This is a messenger RNA of Gastrolobium bilobum, 576 nucleotides long. Its product is annotated as small ribosomal subunit protein bTHXc. The record is from RefSeq and is a predicted model, not a curated record. Bases 62 to 418 code for a protein of 118 amino acids. Gene Ontology annotation, biological process: plastid translation. Lineage: Eukaryota; Viridiplantae; Streptophyta; Magnoliopsida; Fabales; Fabaceae. Gene Ontology annotation, cellular component: plastid; ribosome. The transcript is spliced from 3 exons.
UUAUGUUCAAAAUUGAGACAUUUUCCCUUCUCGAACCUUAUCCCUUGUGAUAUCCUCAGUCAUGGCAUCAAUGCUGAUAGCAUCACCUCCUCCAGUUUCCAUUCAAUUGCACAGUUCCUCCUCUCACCUUUCCUUCUCUCACUCCCAAACUCUGUUCACUCCCUUUGCAUCGCUCUCAGCGUCGGCAACUUCAUCAUCUCCUUCACCAACCCUUUCUGUUUACUGUGGCAGAGGCGACAGGAAAACUGCAAAGGGAAAGCGCUUCAACCAUUCAUUUGGAAAUGCAAGGCCAAAGAAUAAGAAUAAGGGUAGAGGACCACCGAGGCUUUAUGCUCCACCGGCACCCACCAAGAAAGACAAGUUCGAAGAUAAUGAGGUGGUGAAGAUUGAAAUUGAUGAGUCCCUCUUUUCUGGCUGAUUUUUUUUUUUUUUCUUUUUCUGUGGAUUGUAAUUUUGAGACUUUUCAUGGUUUAGUUUUUGAUAUAUCGAUCCCAUUGUUACAUAUACAAUUUGGAUUGUGCUUAUGCUCUAUGGGUUUUUAUUAUCCUUAAUUGAGGUCACUGUGCUUUCUUUCUC